UCAUCCACACUUGGAGCGGAUCUACACUGCACACAGUUGCUGUGCGGCUCACUUGAAGGCUGCGAAAAUUUCAGUUAAUCGGUUUUCGGUGGUGUAAAAGUGAGAUGGUAUAUACUGCAAAGGUAUCCUAUGGAUAAAAUAGACUUGGACCAUGUCUCACAGGUCAUCGGCUACCAUCCCAGCUAUUUGGAGCACUUUCUAAAGACACAGAAAUUCAUCUUGUACGCCGAUGGGCCCCUGCCGUACAACUAUCGCAACUAUCUGGCCAUCAUGGCUGCAUCACGGCAUCAGUGCACGUAUCUGAUAGAGCUGUACGAGCAGGAAUUUUUGGAACAGGGAGGCGAUCGAAAGUGGCUAGAGGGUCUUGAGUAUAUUCCGGCCAAAUUGCGCGCAAUUUAUACGAUCAACAAGAUCCUAGCGCAUCGGCCGUGGCUCCUAACAACAGAUCACAUUGAGGCCCUUACAAAGGGUCGCUCAUGCUGGACAUUGGCGGAAGUGGUGCAUGCCAUUGUGAUUUUGGCCCACUUCCACUCCCUGUCGUCCUUUGUGUUCUCAUGUGGGCUCACACAGGAGCUCAACAAUCAGACUAGUCAGAGCCGGCGCACGAGUUGUGCCACACCGGGUAGCCGGUCUCCCACGGAAGAGGUGAAGAGUGUUGAUGAUCUCAUGGAGCGCAUGCGGGAUCUCUCAAGUCGGAAUAUAAAGUGCACAGAAGCUGAGCUAAGUACACGCUUCAAGACUGUUGAGAUGCAAGCGGCAGAACUGGCGUCCGGGACACUACAGGCGCCCGUGGAUUUGCCACCGAAAGUGUGCCAGUAUGUGGAGGAUGCUGCCUUCACGUAUGUGGACUUUGCGAAGCGCGGAGUCGAUAUGCCCACCACGUUCCGUGUUCAGGAUUAUUCUUGGGAUGAUCACGGUUACUCUCUCGUCAAUAGACUCUACAACGAUGUUGGCUACCUGCUGGAUGCAAAGUUCAGGGCCGCAUACAAUCUCACCUAUUUCACAUUGGCGGGACGCAGCAAUGUGGACACAUCAAAGUUCCGUCGUGCCAUUUGGAAUUACAUUCAGUGCAUCUAUGGGAUACGUCACGAUGACUAUGAUUACGGGGAGGUGAAUCAAUUGCUUGAGAAGUCCCUCAAGAUGUUCAUUAAGACAGCCUGCUGCUUCCCCGAGCGCAUCACCAAGAAGGACUAUGACAGUAUUCUCCGGGAGUUGCAACAUAGUGAAAAGGUUCAUGUGAAUUUGAUGAUCUUGGAGGCUCGCAAUCAGGCAGAGUUGCUCUAUGCACUGAGAGAAAUUAUGCGUUACAUGACAUGAUUUUUCAUUUUGGAGAUCGCGCCAACUCAAAUGCGCCUUUUUUUCUUGUAUUCUCGGGGCUGGGGGAUAAGAUUGGGCGCACUUGGCGCGAUGGAGCGCACAAAAACACAACACACACACACAGAUUAAUUUCAUUUUUACUAUUUUAACUACAUAAUAUAUUUCUUUUUUUUGCUAUAAGAUGAGAGACGAAAUGCGUCAAUACAAAACGUAUAAAAAAAAGAAUAUGUAUCAUGAUAAAGAAAAAGAAUUACUAUUUUAGUGGAUUUUCACGCAAAAGAAAACACAUUGAGUCGUUUAAGAGUCACGCGGAGGGUGGGACAGAAUAUAAAAGAAAAUUACAAAUAUAAAAAAAAUGUACAAAGGACAACAACUGAUGCGAAGGAUGCAAAAAUAAGUGAUAGAUGGGAGAUUUUUUGUGAUAAGAAGAAAAACUUUCCCAAGAGAAGAAAAAAUUGUACAUGAGAGAAUACUGUUGCAUAUCUUUGUAAGUGGAGUGAUUCUUUUUGUGAUCUGCUGUGCCAAUAAACAUUUUAAAAUGAUUUUAUUAAAAAAAGAAA
Molecule: messenger RNA, 1877 nt
Organism: Lutzomyia longipalpis
Lineage: Eukaryota; Metazoa; Arthropoda; Insecta; Diptera; Psychodidae
Product: sestrin homolog
Exons: 5
Coding region: 130-1317 (395 amino acids)
Biological process (GO): cellular response to leucine starvation; positive regulation of macroautophagy; cellular response to L-leucine
Cellular component (GO): nucleus
Molecular function (GO): oxidoreductase activity, acting on peroxide as acceptor; L-leucine binding
Source: RefSeq, a predicted model, not a curated record